GAUUCUCCCUGGAGCUCGCAGUCAUGUCAUUUCUAAUUGACCCAUGAAGCCAUGUCAAUACUGAAUUCUUGACCACAUAUGAAACAGAAUGUUUAGGACCUUCGUUUGAAGGAUUAACGAGAGGUGAUUACUAUUCUGACCCAUCAUUUGAAGUGCAGGAUGAACUGAAUCUCAUCUGGAACAGAUUUGUAGAGGAUUUUGUAUCUCAUGUUUAUAUUUGAAGAAGGAAUAAAAAGUCUUUGAAGAAAACAUUCAAGAUGACAACUCCAGAUUUUUUGGCUGUAUGUUGCAUUAACAGUUCAAGUACAGUUGCGAAAAACACUUCUGAUGCAGAAAAGAAAGACGUUCUUCUGGUUGGUCAACUAAUGCUUAUCGUUACCGUGGUGAUGUGCGUCGUCAGCAUGUUGGGCGUGUGCUAUCUGGUUUUGCCACGGGGAUCAACGUUAUUUCGAAACUCCAACCGGCUAUUGGCUGGACCAAACCUCAAUAGCAUUAUCAGAUGCAUUGUGGCAACAAAUCUUCUGGCUUCACUAGGUCUGCUGGUACGGAGUGUAGUUUGGCUGGCAAAAGAAUACCCGUCACUUAAGUCUGUCGGUCUGGACGGUAGACACAUCUUUUGUAUCAUAUCUACAGUGUGGAUCCAGUACUUUUUCCUGUGUAACUUUUUCUGGCACUUACUGUAUGCAGUAGAAGCUUUAUUGGUGUCAAAGAACAAGGAGGUUCAUUUGGCAUUGAAGUAUUUCCUUGGCUGGUUCCUUCCAGGUGCCUUUUGCAUAGGUGGCGCUGUCACAACGUACUUUCCUGGACUCAACAGCUGCUUACCUAGAGAUACAAUGGUAAAAGAUCUGAACUAUAUCAUCUUCCUGGCUCCUGUUCUCAUCGUCAUGCUAUUUAAUCCUUUCCUCUUUUACAAGUCCGCUGAGGCAGCCAAGAAGGCGUUGAUCUGGCAUUACGGCCAGUACACGUCCACGGAGAGGAAGCUCGUAGAUGCCAUCCACCUCAAGUUCAUUCUGAUAAUGGUCACCUUCACGGCAUGUUGGCUGCCAAAUCUAAUCAAUGCCACCAUAAUGAUAGCAAACCCUUCCCUGUCAACAUCAGCAGUUUACGCUACUCUUGUCUUCAUGGGCCUAUUGAACCCACUACAAGCUUUGUUCUCCUCCCUCGUGUUCUGGGGUGUGCCCCAAGAAGCUGUGAGCUGGAACAGAAUUUUCAACUUGAGCGAAUAUUCCUACCUGAAUUCCAGCAACAUCAAUGCCUCCCAGAGCUAUCCAACGGUAUCCUCGUCACGCAGUGCCAGCGGCAGUGAAACAGAGCCCCUAAUCAGCUUCCGCCGCAAGGAGCAAAUCUGAUUGGUGUACUGUUUUCAUUGUUCUUCGAUUAAGAAACUGUUACUUUUCAUUAGUUUUCAACACAAGAAAAUAUGUUUGGUGUAGUGACAGGAUUGUGUCUCUAUAAACAGUAUGUACAGAGGAAAUCUGAUGGUUGUGUCACCCUCUCUAUGUAGUGGAUAAUUAAGUGGUAGAUUUUUUUUUUGACCUAUAGCAUGGAAAUUGUAUUUUCCCCACCCUUUACAGAUGUGUCUCUCAUUUUAGCCGAGAAAGAUCAGCUUGUCACCUCCUAGAGGGAGAUAGCCUCAUGCAGAUUAGCACGAGUGCAAUUGUAACGUCAUUAAAAUGUGUCAUUAAACAACAGAGCCUCGGGUUAGACAACCAAAAAUCAUCACCCCU
This is a messenger RNA of Mizuhopecten yessoensis (Yesso scallop), 1727 nucleotides long. Its product is annotated as G-protein coupled receptor 143-like. Bases 258 to 1349 code for a protein of 363 amino acids. The transcript is spliced from 8 exons. Gene Ontology annotation, cellular component: melanosome membrane; plasma membrane. Gene Ontology annotation, molecular function: L-DOPA binding; dopamine binding; L-DOPA receptor activity. NCBI's taxonomy places the organism in Eukaryota, Metazoa, Mollusca, Bivalvia, Pectinida, Pectinidae. The record is from RefSeq and is a predicted model, not a curated record. Gene Ontology annotation, biological process: regulation of calcium-mediated signaling; G protein-coupled receptor signaling pathway; cell surface receptor signaling pathway.